AUGGGACCAGAGCCUGCUCGUGUCUCCCUGGGCUGCACCUCCCUCUCGAGAGGAUGCUUUAUCCAGACACAGAGCAAAGUUAGUAGCUAUGAAGGAUGCGUCACACAGAUUUAUUUUCUCACAUUCUUUGCAGUGUUGGACAUCUUUUGCCUGACACUGAUGGCCUGUGACCAUCUGGCCAUCUGUCACCCCCUGCACUGCACAGUCAUCAUGAACCGCUGGUACUGUGGACCGCUGGUACUGAUGUCCUGGAUCAUGAGUGUCCUGAAUUCCUUGUUACAAAGCUUAACAACAUUACGACUGUCCUUCUGCACAAACGUUGAAAUCCCCCACUUUUUCUGUGAACUCAGUCAGAUGAUCCAACUUGGCUGUUCUGACACCCUUCUUAAUAACAUAGUGAUGCAUUUUGCAGCCGUCCUGCUGGGUGGCGGUCCUGUUUUUGGUAUUUUUUGUUCAUAUUCCAAAAUAAUUUCCUCCAUACGUGGAAUUUCAUCAGCUCAGGGGAAGUAUAAAGCAUUUUCCACCUGUGCAAAAAAACCCCAAACCAAAACAAAAGACAAGAUGUUCUGA
Messenger RNA from Orcinus orca (killer whale), 570 nucleotides. Its product is annotated as putative olfactory receptor 7A2. Gene Ontology annotation, cellular component: membrane. NCBI's taxonomy places the organism in Eukaryota, Metazoa, Chordata, Mammalia, Artiodactyla, Delphinidae. Gene Ontology annotation, biological process: G protein-coupled receptor signaling pathway. Gene Ontology annotation, molecular function: olfactory receptor activity. The record is from RefSeq and is a predicted model, not a curated record.